Messenger RNA from Aspergillus nomiae NRRL 13137, 3240 nucleotides. RefSeq names its product mannose-ethanolamine phosphotransferase GPI13. The coding region runs from base 1 to 3240 and encodes 1079 amino acids. NCBI's taxonomy places the organism in Eukaryota, Fungi, Ascomycota, Eurotiomycetes, Eurotiales, Aspergillaceae. The transcript is spliced from 2 exons. The record is from RefSeq and is a predicted model, not a curated record. Gene Ontology annotation, cellular component: endoplasmic reticulum membrane. Gene Ontology annotation, biological process: GPI anchor biosynthetic process. Gene Ontology annotation, molecular function: mannose-ethanolamine phosphotransferase activity.
AUGGCAUCCGGAUCAAGUCUGGGGUCGGGAUCUGAUAGACCCGACCUCAGUGGCUUUCAGACCACCGCGUCGCCCCAACGGCCAUCGGAACGCAACGAUAUGCAGAAAGCCCCGGUACCGAAGGCACUGACAGGGAGGCAGUCCCGGCCAGGGAAUGGGAACAAUGGGCAAGAGAGUGUCGAUGAUGGCUUGGAACGGGACUUCAAACUCAGGCACUUGGGCUCACUUGGUGUGCUUGGCUGGAUACUGCUCCUCCAUGUUGUCGGAAUCUUUUUCUUUACCAAGGGGUUUUUGCUGACUCGGAUGGUCUUGGAGAACAAGUCGUCUUGCGAUGUACUUCCGUUCGGAGAUGCAUCAUCGCAUUCGGCAGUGGGCAAGAAAAACGAAGGAUGUUGGCACCAUAAGUCGUUCGAGAAGGCCAUUGUGAUUGUCGUAGAUGCUUUGAGGUACGAUUUUACCGUCCCAUUCGUGGCAACAGCAGAGGAUGAAACUUCCCAAUUGUUCCACGAUAAUAUACCCGUCUUGUACGAAACUGCCGUCAAUACUCCAGAACACGCUUUCUUAUUGCCUUUCAUUGCGGAUCCGCCUACCACGACGCUCCAGCGCCUCAAAGGAUUGACAACUGGGACCUUGCCGACUUUCGUAGAUGCAGGCUCUAACUUCGCUGGCACGGCAAUCGAUGAGGACAACCUAGUCGCUCAGCUGCGUACCGCAGGAAAGAAUCUGGUGCACCUCGGCGAUGAUACCUGGCAUAGUCUAUUCCCUGACUACUUUGAUCCCGAACUGACGCGGCCAUUCGAUUCUUUCAAUGUGUGGGAUUUGCACACGGUUGACAAUGGCGUAAAUGAUCAUUUGUUCCCCCUCUUACACCCGAAGAACGCCACAAAAUGGGAUGUUAUAUUUGGUCAUUACCUCGGGGUUGAUCAUGCCGGCCACCGUUAUGGUCCCAACCAUCCAGCCAUGGGUGCAAAGUUGAGGCAAAUGGAUCAGGUCAUCCGGGAUCUCAUUGCAAAGGUUGAUGACAACACUCUGUUGGUUGUCAUGGGUGACCAUGGUAUGGAUUCGAAAGGUGAUCAUGGAGGUGAAUCGAAUGACGAAGUGGACGCUGCUCUAUGGAUGUAUUCGAAGAGAAAGUUCUUUGGUCGCACCAGCCCCGAUACUGUCGUGCCACCGAAGACUGCGCGCGAGCGAUCUGUUCCUCAGAUCGACCUUGUGCCGACGCUGUCAUUGCUUCUCGGGUUGCCGAUCCCUUUCAACAACCUUGGAUCACCAAUUGAGGAGGCUUUCGCAGGACCCGGGGGAAAGGAUUGGAAGAAUCUGGUUGCUGUCAAUCGUUUGACAUCUGCUCAAAUUAAGAGGUAUCAGCACGAGUACGCAAUCACGCGGGGGGCUGAUGAUGGCCGAGAGUUCCGGUCGUUAAACUUCUGGGAGACAGCGGAAGAUGCCUGGCAAAAGUCCUCAAAGCGCGGCAAGUCGAAUACCGAGGCCAUGCAGUCCGUCUACCAGUCAUAUAGGGAAUACCAGCGCCACACGCUCGAUAUAUGUCGUGCAUUGUGGGCUAAAUUUGAUGUCCCGAGCAUGAUACAGGGUGUGGGAAUACUCUUCGCAGGACUUGUCCUGUUGGUAUUUUAUGCUCGUGGUAUGAGAUCAGACCGCACAGAGCUCACAACGCCACUCCUUUCUGCUGUUGGAGUAAGUUCCGGCUUGGGCGCUGUGGUCGGUGGUUGUUUGACAUUCGGUGGUCUGGCAGAUAUGCCGAUAACAGAAUCAUCCGCUUUAUGGGCCGCCGUCGGGAGUAUACUUGGCGCGUCAUGGGUGAUUUUCGUGAAGCCUGGCCAUUUGAGCUUGCCUGUCCCCAACUCCUUGUGGGGUUGGCUCGCUGUAAUGUUCACCAUGACUCAGUCGGUCGGUUUCGCUUCCAAUUCCUACACCAUCUGGGAAGAUGAGAUUCUGUUGUUUUUCCUUUCCACUUUUGGUGUUGUUGCUGGCGUAUCUUCGAUGCGCCAAAAGUCGACAGCCGACAGGGUCUUGGGAGUCUAUCACUCAAUACUAUUUGUCAUCUUAGGAAGAGUAGCAUCGUUCUCUCGCCUCUGUCGUGAGGAGCAGAUGCCGUUCUGUCGUUCGACCUAUUAUGCAUCCGCAACAUCCUCUACAUCUGCCCCGUGGCAACUCGCCAUACCUUUCCUCGUCACUCUCAUUCUACCCGCAGUUAUAAAGUCAUUCUACGCCGGGUCGAAGUCUUACGAAGGAUCUGCUACUUUGUGGGUCGGGUAUGGCUUUCGGCUAGGGCUGUUUUUGACUGCUAUCUUCUGGAUGCUCGAAGGUGCGGAUGAUGGUGAAUGGCUGUCUUUGAGCAAGGAAACACUGAAGUCGAUUCGAGUGCUUCUCGCUCAGCUUAUUCUUGGCCUUGCCUUUGCUGCUGGUACAACGGCUUUCAUAUACUCGAAGCCGUGCGUUAGCAUCAGCGUUACACAAGGCACUGCUGACUCCGAGAAUAAAUCCAAGUCAACUUCCUCUCCAUCGCAGCCGGGAAGGACAACCGUCACUAUUUUGGGCUUCGGCAACAUCUAUGGGACGCGGUUCUUCCUUCUUGUCGUCAAUUUCUGCUUAGCCAUUGUUCUGAUGCAGAAACCUAUGGGCCAAGGUACCAUGGGUCUGCUGCUGUGGCAAAUAUUAUCUUUGCUUGAAAUCCUUGACACAAAUGCACUGGUAUUGGGUAACUCAGCCAUUGGACCAAUUGUUCUGGCGCUUCUCGGUUCCUUCUACUUUUUCAAGACAGGCCACCAAGCAGUUUUGAGCAGCAUACAGUGGGAAACUGCCUUUAUACCCCUCUCCUCAGUCAAGUACCCCUGGUCUCCGAUCCUAGUGGUUCUGAACACCUUUGGUCCCCAAAUUCUCACAGCUGUUGCUGUUCCUCUCACCGUUCUCUGGAAGCGGCCUUUGCAGCUUCAUGACCAGUCAAGGUCUACCUCGUCGAAGCCCAACAACCCUGCCACUAAGAUCCUCUCAGACGUAGUGCAGGCGGCUUGCACUUAUAUACUCUACUUCGCCACCAUCAAUCUCGCAACUACGAUGUGGGCCGGCCAUUUACGCCGCCACCUCAUGCUCUACCGCAUUUUCAGCCCUCGUUUCAUGAUGGGCGCCGCCGCCCUAGGUGUUGUGGACAUUGUCCUCAUCUUAUUCUCCGUGGCUGGCGUCCGCUGGAGCAUGCUGAGUGUGGGCGAAAUUUUCGGAUGGUAA